Molecule: messenger RNA, 714 nt
Organism: Pelagomonas calceolata
Lineage: Eukaryota; Pelagophyceae; Pelagomonadales; Pelagomonadaceae
Source: the annotation of a GenBank genome assembly
AUGUCGGUGCUCGACGACAUGGCGGAUCAUUUGAUGGGCCUCGCACCGCCGGAGUCGCAAGGCAGGGCCUCUGGCGUGCUUAUGGAUCAUCAAGACUUGCUAAAACAUGUCCUGGGCAUGUGCGGCGAAAGUGAACGAAGCACGGAGGCGCUGUUGCGGGACCUCGCACAAGAUGGACUGCAAGGCUGUACCAGUGCCUCUGGUUUUGUCGCCACCGAGGCCACAGGCCCGACGCAUCGACCGCGGCGCGACGACGGCCCCGUGGGCACGUUCGAGGUCGACUUCUCGGGCACGCUCUACGAAGGCAUCAAUUACGUGACGGCCCCGGGCUCGUCGACGCGGCUCGCGCGAGGCGUGAUGGCCCGGCACGGGAUGGUCUUCGAGGGAGAGGUCGAUCCGGCCAUCCCGGGCUACGUACGAGUAGCGCGCGAAUCCACCGGUUUGUACACCGGGCUAUUUGUGCCGACGUCGUUCGAGGGCCGCCUGUGCGUGAAAAAAGUCGCCGAUAGUACUCCUCUCUGUCCGGCGCGGCCGCGGACGCCUCCCGAGCAAGGCGAGUUGCCUUCUGACGUGAAGGGCGCCUGGGACCGCUACUUCGCGGAGUCCGGCGUCUCCGUCGAGGAGGUCGUGGCCGAGGCCUGGGCCGCCGACGGCGACGCGUCCUCGACGACGUCCUCGUCGUCCUGCGGCAGCGAGGGCUCCCUGCUAGAGUAA